Molecule: messenger RNA, 5519 nt
Organism: Cyprinodon tularosa
Lineage: Eukaryota; Metazoa; Chordata; Actinopteri; Cyprinodontiformes; Cyprinodontidae
Gene: tnikb
Product: TRAF2 and NCK interacting kinase b
Exons: 34
Coding region: 482-4702 (1406 amino acids)
Biological process (GO): protein phosphorylation
Molecular function (GO): protein kinase activity; ATP binding
Source: RefSeq, a predicted model, not a curated record
GUAAGAAAUGUCCUGUUUCCUCUCCUCUCCGUGGAGGUGUGUGCUGAGUGUCACAGUGGGCGUCUCUGCGUGAAGCGCAGCCUCCUCCCAGCCAGGCCACUCCCGGGAAGCGCGCCGCCCGCCUCGAGCACUGACGGACGGACGGACCGUCCCCGCUGCUCUUCCUCAGUGCGCCUCGGCCGUCUCUCCUGCGCGCAUCUGUCCUCCUGGCUCCUGGUUGUGGAUGAAGGCAUGUGGGAAGGACUGUGACGCUCCGAGCAGCAUGUAGCACCUGGAGCUGCCCUCCUCCUCCUCCUGCUCCUCUCGGCUCUGCGUGUUCUCCACCUCCCGGAGCGCUCAUUCUUCCGCUCCGCAUCGCCUUCAGCGGGAUUUUUUAUUAGUUUUUUUCUUACGGGGAUCUUGUUGGGGGUGGGUGGGGGUUGGGGGUGCUCAGGCCUGUUUUUAGAGGAGUGAGUCUCCAUCCCUCAGCACCUCCCGGUCGAUGGUCGUAGAGGAAGCUUCCAUCUUGAGCAGCGCUUCUACAGUCGGAACCAUGGCGAGCGACUCCCCGGCGCGGAGUCUGGAUGAGAUAGACCUGUCUGCACUAAGGGACCCAGCUGGGAUCUUCGAGCUGGUCGAACUGGUUGGAAAUGGCACCUAUGGACAGGUCUACAAGGGUCGCCAUGUCAAAACAGGCCAGCUUGCUGCUAUCAAGGUCAUGGACGUUACUGGAGAUGAGGAAGAGGAGAUUAAAGCAGAGAUUAAUAUGCUGAAGAAGUACAGUCACCACAGAAAUAUUGCAACCUAUUAUGGUGCUUUUAUCAAGAAAAACCCUCCUGGAAUGGAUGACCAGCUAUGGCUAGUGAUGGAGUUCUGUGGGGCCGGAUCGGUGACGGACCUGAUCAAAAACACCAAAGGGAAUUCUUUGAAGGAGGAGUGGAUCGCCUACAUCUGCAGGGAGAUACUUAGGGGCUUAACCCAUCUCCACCAGCACAAAGUCAUCCACAGGGACAUAAAGGGCCAGAAUGUGCUUCUGACUGAGAACGCAGAGGUUAAACUAGUGGAUUUUGGUGUGAGUGCCCAGCUGGACCGCACGGUGGGGAGAAGGAACACAUUUAUCGGGACGCCGUACUGGAUGGCCCCCGAGGUCAUCGCCUGUGACGAGAACCCUGACGCCACAUACGACUUCAAGAGUGAUCUGUGGUCGCUCGGCAUUACAGCCAUAGAGAUGGCAGAGGGAGCACCACCCCUGUGCGACAUGCAUCCAAUGAGAGCGCUCUUCCUCAUCCCCAGAAACCCUGCUCCCAGGCUUAAGUCAAAGAAGUGGUCGAAAAAGUUCCAGUCAUUCAUAGAUAGCUGUUUGGUGAAGAGCCACAGCCAGCGACCGAGCACCGAGCAGCUCCUCAAACACCCGUUUAUCAGAGACCUUCCCAACGAGCGGCAGGUCCGGAUCCAGCUAAAGGACCACAUUGACCGAACCAAGAAGAGGAGAGGAGAGAGGGAUGAAACGGAAUAUGAGUACAGUGGUAGUGAGGAAGAGGAUGAAGAGAGGGAUAUCGGAGAGCCCAGCUCAAUCAUCAACAUUCCCGGGGAGUCCACUCUCAGACGGGACUUCCUGCGCCUCCAGCUGGCCAAUAAGGAGCGAUCGGAGCUGAUCCGGCGUCAGCAACUUGAGCAGCAGCAGAACGAAGAGCACAAGCGCCAACUACUGGCUGAGAGGCAGAAACGCAUCGAGGAGCAGAAGGAGCAGCGGCGACGGCUGGAAGAGCAACAGCGUCGAGAGCGGGAGAUGAGGAAGCAGCAGGAGCGGGAACAAAGGAGGAGGUAUGAGGAGAUGGAACAGCUCCGGCGGGAGGAGGAGAGGAGGCACGCAGAGAGAGAACAGGAGUAUAUCCGUAGACAGCUGGAGGAGGAGCAGAGGCAGCUGGAGAUCCUGCAACAGCAGCUUCUGCAAGAGCAAGCUUUACUGCUGGAGUACAAGAGGAAGCAGAUUGAGGAGCAGCGGCAGGCGGAGCGGCUGCAGAGGCAGCUGCAGCAGGAGCGGGCCUACCUGGUGUCUCUGCAGCAGCAGCAGCAGGAGCCUCCCCGGCCGCCACAGGACAAGAAGCAGCUUUACCAUUACAAGGAUCAGGCGCCAAGCAGCAACGACAAGCCAGCCUGGGCCAAAGAGGUGAUGCGACGAGCUCAGAGCAAUUCACCUCGCAUCCCCCCAAAGAAGUAUCACUCCUUCAAAGAGAAGCGGGAAGUCAACCUGGACAACCUCCUCCUGCUGCCUGGUUACAGGCCUCCCCGGCCCCGCCCCCCUUCUUACCCUGCUCAUGUCAGCCCCUCCAGGGACAACCUGCAUGUACCCAGAAUCCGGAUCACCUGCCUACCCGAGGAGAAUUAUUCAGACCCACCGAUGAGGAGGGAGAGUCCCGGCAGGAGCCCUGUGAGGUGCCCUGACUCCAGGGGCCGCAGCCCCGCCCGCCGGGUGGAGGAACAUUAUAAGAUGAACAGACAGGGUUCUCCUGCAUUGCAGCAUAAAGUGUCCAACCGGAUCUCGGACCCAUCCUUGCCGCCCCGCUCUGAGUCCUUUAGCAGUGGAGGAAUCCAGCAGGCCCGGACUCCACCCAUGCACCGCUCCGUAGAACCGCAGAUGGCCCACCUGGUGCAGGUGAGGAGUCACGGCCUGUCAGGCUCCCAGUCCCUGUACGACCCCCACGGCGUGUCCUCCACCUCCGCGUCGCCCUCCCCCUCCCGGCCUCCCAUGCCCCGGCAGAACUCCGACCCCACGUCCGACACCCCUCCUCCCCCGCCACUGUCCCGCCUGGCACCCCCCCUCGACAAACUGGACCGCAGCUCGUGGCUGCGACAGGAUGACGACAUGCCGCCCAAGGUUCCUCAAAGGACCACUUCCAUUUCACCUGCCUUGGUCCGUAAGAACUCUCCUGGAAACGGUCCUGGACUCGGUCCACGGGCUGGAGCUCACCUCAUCCGGGCCAGCAACCCUGACCUGCGGAGGACUGAUAUUUCCAUGGAUACGCCUCUGAAGAGGACGAGCAGCGGCAGCUCUUCCAGCUCCAGCACCCCCAGCUCCCAGGGAGGCUCCAACGAACGAGGUAAUUCUGCUGCUAAAACCGACGGCUCCACGCUUUCCUCCCACGACACCAAAGACGACAGUAGAGAGCUGACUCGGCCCAGCAGGCCUGCAAGUUAUAAAAAAGCUUUAGACGAGGAGGAGUUGGACCUGACGGCUCUGGCCAAAGAGCUGAGGGAGCUGCGGCAGGGAGAGGAGACCAGCCGUCCGCCUGUCAAAGUGACCGACUACUCCUCCUCCAGCGAGGAGUCCCACAGCAGUGAGGAUGAGGAGGGAGAGGGCAGAUCUAAUGAUGGUUCGGUUGCCGUUAGCGAUAUACCGCGCAUCAUGCCUCCAGCAAGUCAAAGCACCAACGAGUCCUUCGGUGAGGUCGGAGGUGAAAAUGACAGCCACAGUGACUCGUAUGGAGACAGCUCCCAGGACAACACGCUCAUGAUGAGAGAGUACGGGAUGGGAGGAAGCGGAGGCUCCAAGGCUUCCUUCACCCCGUUUGUCGAUCCCAGGGUGUACGGCACCUCUCCGACUGAUGAUGACGAGAAGAGCUCUGCUGCAGCUCUGUUUGCCGACGAGCUGCUGAAACAGGAGCAGGAGCAGGCGAGGCUCAACGAGGCCAGGAAGAUCUCUGUGGUCAACGUGAACCCGACCAACAUCCGGCCGCACAGCGACACGCCCGAGAUCCGAAAAUACAAGAAGCGGUUCAACUCUGAGAUCCUCUGCGCUGCUCUGUGGGGAGUGAAUCUGCUGGUGGGGACAGAGAACGGUCUGAUGCUGCUGGACCGAAGCGGCCAGGGCAAAGUUUACAACCUGAUCAAUCGAAGGCGCUUCCAACAGAUGGACGUUCUGGAGGGACUCAAUGUUUUAGUCACCAUCUCAGGGAAGAAGAACAAGCUCCGAGUUUACUACCUGUCCUGGCUGAGGAACAGGAUAUUACACAACGACCCCGAGGUGGAGAAGAAGCAGGGCUGGAUCACAGUGGGGGAGCUGGAGGGCUGUGUGCACUAUAAAGUUGUGAAAUACGAGAGGAUUAAAUUCCUGGUGAUUGCUCUGAAGAACUCAGUGGAAAUCUACGCCUGGGCACCAAAACCUUAUCAUAAAUUUAUGGCCUUUAAGUCUUUUACAGAUCUUCAACAUCGCCCCCUGCUGGUAGAUUUAACCGUGGAAGAGGGCCAGCGGUUAAAGGUCAUCUAUGGCUCCACUGUUGGUUUCCAUGUGAUAGAUGUGGACUCUGGAAACCCGUAUGACAUAUACAUCCCCUCACAUAUUCAGGGUCAGGUUACCCCACACGCCAUCGUGGUCCUGCCCAAGACGGACGGCAUGGAGAUGCUGCUGUGUUACGAGGAUGAGGGCGUCUACGUCAACACCUAUGGGCGUAUCACCAAAGACGUGGUGCUGCAGUGGGGCGAGAUGCCCACAUCUGUGGCCUACAUCCACUCCAACCAGAUCAUGGGCUGGGGGGAGAAGGCCAUUGAGAUCCGGUCCGUGGAGACGGGACACCUCGAUGGAGUUUUCAUGCACAAGCGAGCUCAGCGACUCAAGUUCCUGACGGAGAGGAAUGACAAAGUCUUCUUUGCCUCGGUUCGCUCGGGAGGCAGUAGUCAAGUUUUCUUCAUGACCCUGAACAGAAGCUCCAUGAUGAACUGGUAACCCGCCUCCUUCUUGGAACCACCACCCUUUUGCAAGAGGGAUGACAGGAGGACAGUGUCCGUGCGUGUUUAUAUGUGUGUGUGUACUCAUGGACGACGGCGACAACAAGCUGCUGACUGGACUGCACAUCUGGAGGAGGUGUUAAACCCCUGCAGGAGGCGCUGCGGGUCCUGUGGUUGGCGUCAGUACCUGCAGACCAAAGGUGACCCCACAUGUCAGCGGUCGGCGCUUUGGCCUCCACCAGGGACUGUUGGACUUGACUGAUGGCUGACCUGACAAGUAGCCUUUGAGUAGGGAAGCCUUUUUUUGUAGCACAUCAGUGACUUUCAUCCAGGGUGUUCACACUGCGAGUAUACAGGUGGUUCACGGCCAUGCAGGCGUGUCUGCUGCAGCAAAACCUCACUGUUGUAGUUGUAGUGAGUAAGCAAAGUAGCAUUAGACAUAAAACUCACUUGAGAAUGAAAUAAUAAAUGCACACAAUUUUAGAAUCAUGCUGCUUUCAUCAUUUCUGUUUUAUUAGAUCAUGUGUGAAUCGAGCACAUGUGAGGAAAUCAACACCUGCAGAGUUUGGACAUUUUUUUUUGCUUCAGUUUUAGGAUUAGAAAUGCACAACUUUAGAAAGCAACAAAUAAAAGGCAACAGAAAACGAAUUGACUCAGAGCGCCUCCUGAUUGAAUUUGACAAUCUUAAUAGACAGUGAGAGGAAAUAUUUGACCAUAAGGUGAAAACAGGGCCACAACAUUUCACUGUUUCAGCCAUAGAUUGAAUAAAUCCUGCUGUAUUUUGUUCAAGCUUAAACUCUUAAAAGAUGGGGGGG